AUGGGCAAGUUUUCCGCCAAAAAGGUAUCGGCGUCAGGACGGGAGCCUAGUGAUUCCGGCGUUGUGCUACGAAAGCCAGCAGCACAACAGCCUUGCGGGAAGCUGAUCUCGCAGGCACGGGAUGCAGGCGAGAAGCAUUCCAAAAUACUUUCCGACUUGCGCAAUUUUCGUGCUUUGCACAAGUGUUUGCCGGCUAGAAAUGGAACUUUGGCGAGAGAGGACACGUUGGCUCGUGCGAUCAGCAUGCUUCGGAAGUCUUGGCCAUCUUUGGACGCCGAAGUCCGAGAAGGCCUGACGCGUGAAUUCGCGGACGUGCUGGAUGGAGCGCUUUCUAGCAGUCGCCGUGACCUGGCCGUGCUCUCUGCUUUGGAGGAAGGUGCCGCCUUUCAUCUGCAGCAUGGCAGACAUGCCCGCCGUGGACGGGAAGCGGUUGUCCGUGGUGAAGAUGCCUUGGCGCAGCGGAUCCAGCGGGCUGUGGCCAACCUGGAUUCUUUUCCUGAAGUUGCGAUCGCACAUGCUGCAUUUUUGGAGUCCUGGCACGCAGCAGAUGCAUGUGCAGAGAUGAGUGUCGGCGCAGCUGAAGCCGCUUUGGAGGAAGGUGCCGCCUUUCAUCUGCAGCAUGGCAGACAUGCCCGCCGUGGACGGGAAGCGGUUGUUCGUGGUGAAGAUGCCUUGGCGCGGCGGAUCCAGCGGGCUGUGGCCAACCUGGAUUCUUUUCCUGAACUUGCGAUCGCACAUGCUGCAUUUUUGGAGUCCUGGCACGCAGCAGAUGCAUGUGCAGAGAUGAGUGUCGGCGCAGCUGAAGCCGCUUUGGAGGAAGGUGCCGCCUUUCAUCUGCAGCAUGGCAGACAUGCCCGCCGUGGACGGGAAGCGGUUGUCCGUGGUGAAGAUGCCUUGGCGCAGCGGAUCCAGCGGGCUGUGGCCAACCUGGAUUCUUUUCCUGAACUUGCGAUCGCACGAGUGUCGGCGCAGCUGAAGCCGCUUUGGAGGAAGGUGCCGCCUUUCAUCUGCAGCAUGGCAGACAUGCCCGCCGUGGACGGGAAGCGGUUGUCCGUGGUGAAGAUGCCUUGGCGCGGCGGAUCCAGCAGGCUGUGGCCAACCUGGAUUCUUUUCCUGAACUUGCGAUCGCGCAUGCUGCAUUUUUGGAGUCCUGGCACGCAGCAGACGUUCUUCUGGACGCAGCAAAAGCCGCUUUGGAGGAAGGUGCCGCCUUUCAUCUGCAGCAUGGCAGACAUGCCCGCCGUGGACGGGAAGCGGUUGUCCGUGGUGAAGAUGCCUUGGCGCAGCGGAUCCAGCGGGCUGUGGCCAACCUGGAUUCUUUUCCUGAACUUGCGAUCGCACAUGCUGCAUUUUUGGAGUCCUGGCACGCAGCAGACGUUCUUCUGGACGCAGCAAAAGCCGCUUUGGAGGAAGGUGCCGCCUUUCAUCUGCAGCAUGGCAGACAUGCCCGCCGUGGACGGGAAGCGGUUGUCCGUGGUGAAGAUGCCUUGGCGCAGCGGAUCCAGCGGGCUGUGGCCAACCUGGAUUUUUUUCCUGAAGUUGCGAUCGCACAUGCUGCAUUUUUGGAGUCCUGGCACGCAGCAGAUGCAUGUGCAGAGAUGA
Messenger RNA from Symbiodinium natans, 1602 nucleotides. The record is from the annotation of a GenBank genome assembly. Lineage: Eukaryota; Dinophyceae; Suessiales; Symbiodiniaceae.